Messenger RNA from Oppiella nova, 1764 nucleotides. The record is from the annotation of a GenBank genome assembly. NCBI's taxonomy places the organism in Eukaryota, Metazoa, Arthropoda, Arachnida, Sarcoptiformes, Oppiidae.
GGCGGUACGACAACGACACCGUCGCCGCCGCACCGGACGAUCUUCGGCUCCCAGAAGUCUAACGAAUUUAAUGUAUCGAAAGGGACGGCCAAUCGGAACACUGGCGUCGGCGACAGUAAUAAGACUGAGAUUCUGCAGCGACUCCUGUCCUCUAAUGAUGACGACUCGCCGGGCACCCCGACCCCCAACGCAGCCAAUGCUUACAAUACGGCGCUUAUGGCCACUAAUAUGCCUGCGUUCGCGAGUGGUGUGCCGCCACUGGUUAGGCCUAACUCCCAGUCCCCGUCCGGCAAGAAAGACAUACUGACUGAAGCCAUGGGAGAGAUCAUCGAGACGUCAAUAGUGGAUGAGAUGAAUGAUGUGAUUGUCGACGAUUCCAGCGAUGGCGCGAAUGUGAGCCCUUUGAAUGGUGGGCCCGAUGAGAGCCAAUCGGUCGACAAUUCGGUGAUCUAUGUCGAGGGCGUGUCCGAGAAUAUGACAAAAGAAGACUGGAUUCAGUUGUUUAAAAGCAGCGGUUAUCAGAUGCAGGAAAGCGAUUCCCAAGAGUCGCAAACCAUCGAUGGAUGUGGCGAUAAAAGCGCCGAAGAGUCGCCGCAAUCGGACAGCCAGUUAGUGACGAUUCAAAUUGACGACAAGACAUUGGCGGAGAUGACGAGCGACGAUGAGAUGGUCCAGAUUGUGGUGAACGUGUCGGGCGAUGGCAAUGAUCUACAAAUGGUUGUCUGCGAUGAUGAUGACAGCCCUCUAGUCAGUGACCAAAACGGUGGCAAUAAUGGGACCAAUAAAGUACAAAACGAUAGCCAAUCGGACGCUGAAGUCAAUAAAGAGAACAAAGAGCACCCGUUGGUUACGGCACCGGCACCGACACCACCACCACCACCACCGCCCACGCAAUACUUAUCAAUGCCUACGAUAUCGUUUGAUGACAGCGCCAGUGAUGAUAGGCAUGAGUCUAAAAGCACAGCCGAUAGUGACUAUGAAAAUGAUGACAAUAACGACUCGAAUGGUGGCAAUAAUGAGAUGUUUGCUGAAGAAGUUGUCGACAAUAUGGAGGCAAACACUGAGAUGAGCGAUGAAGUGGUCGAUAAUAAUGAGAGUAAUGAUAAUAACGAGUCAAACGUCGAGACAGUUGCCGAUAAGAGCGAUGAAAAUGCCGAUAAAAAUAGUAACGAAACGAAUGUCGAAGUAAUAGCCGAUAAAAGUGAGACAAAUAGUCAAGUCGUGGAUCAAAACGACGAGAAAUCAGAUGAAUGCGAAGAAACCGUUGAGAAAAAUGUUGAAAAGAGUGAUACCGUAGAAGAUAGUCAUGACUUAGGUCUCGACGACAUUGAUUCCGGUGAAGAGGACGAGACAACUGAAAGUGUUGCCAAAGAGACCGAAACUAAUGUCGAGAGCGUUGAUAAAAGUAGUGAUAAUUUGGAUGAAAAUGAGAAAAGUGUGGAAAGGGAUGAGGAGUCGAGUCAAUUGGACGACACUAUCACCGACACCACUGACAAAACAAAUGAUACGUCGAGCGAAACUCGCGUCGAAAACGAUGUCCAAAGGGAUGACAAUCGCAACGCGGGUCCCAACGAGUCGCCCACGAAGUCGUCGGACGACAGUAGUGUCGAAAUCGAUGUCGAGAAUUGCGAUUCAAUUGAUGGCGACAAAGAGGUGACCCAAAAGCUGGUGACACUCAUCGAGCGCUCGCACGACGACGACUCGGUGGACGUGAAUAUCAGCAGCGAUUCCGACGACAAGGAGACCACGGAUUCGGUGCUCGAG